Cladocopium goreaui is the source of this 1002-nucleotide messenger RNA. The record is from the annotation of a GenBank genome assembly. NCBI's taxonomy places the organism in Eukaryota, Dinophyceae, Suessiales, Symbiodiniaceae.
AUGGCCCGGCGAGCAGCCGGCGCCAGUCCGCGCUUGCGGCCUGUCACCCCGAGAGAGGGCUACAGCAUGCUGCCAGCGGGUCGGCCUUCGCUCGGGCGGCGACAAAUUGAGAAUAUGACAGGCCGCAGAGCUAGAAUUGAGCAUGACGGCUCUGUCCGUGCUCGGAGUGAGGAGCCAUCCUCUGCUCGAAGUCCCUCAAGCGCGAGUUCAAGGAAUCCAGAGCGCCAUGGGCGCACAUGGGCAGAGCUGAUGGUUGAAGCCCAGGAGAUGCCGCUGCAAAGGUCAUGUGCGGCCAAGUGCAUGGCCGCGGAUGAUGUAUUUGCAGGGGGUUAUAUCUUUUUGCAUGAACGAGAAAGCAAAGCCACUGGCUUUAGGCUGCUGCUCAUGGCCACCUUGCCAGCAGGGGUCCGGGAGAAAAAGGAGCUCUUGCAAGCGGCGCGAAAGGGUAAAGUUGAGGAAGGCAAGCAGCUCAUCCAGUCCCUGGUCCUGGCUGGUUUUCAGGGGCCAGGCAAAGACGAAGGGAUGGACUACUGCGAAAAGCCGUUCUUCCGCUCCGCCCUUUGGGAAGCUACAUGGAAGAAUUGCGAGCCCAUCGUGAAGCUUCUUGUGGAGAAAGGUGUCACCGUUGACUAUGCAGAUUACCAGGGUCGGACGCCUUUGCAUGAGGCAGCCUACUAUGGUCACCAAAACCUGGUGGAGUUCCUUUUGGACAAAGGCCAUCCGAUCGACGCAGUGGACCAGAAUCAGCAGACUCCACUCUUCCGUGCCGCUGAAGCUGGAAGAUAUGAGAUUGUGGAGCUCUUGGUGAAGAGGGGUGCACAUACUGGGAUGCUGGACAGUCAUGGAGCAAGCUGCCAGCACUUCGCAGCCUUCUAUGGGUGUCCAGACAUGGCCACCUGGCUUCUAUACAAAGGUUCAUGGAAGAAUCAGUUCUCCAUCCCGAUGGAAGUCCAGCUUGAACCACCGACCGAGCCAGACUCACCAGCAUCUCGGACUGGUUGA